GCGGUCGUCCCGGGGGGCCUUGACCACAGCAGGUCACCGAGGCGCCUGGCCGCGGAGGACCAGCCAUUCCCGGACACCGACAUCGGCCUCUCGGCGGAGCUGAGCCGCAUCAUCGACGACCAUGCCGCGAUGGAGGAGCGGACGGCCGAGUUGGAGAGCGAGCUGCAAGCCCGCUACCGGGACGAGCUGUCCAGGGCUGAGGCCGAGCACGUGCAGCAGCUCAGGCAGGAGUUGCAGGUGCACCAGCGGCAAGCCGAACAAUUGGCGGAGGACCGUCGGCAGCAAGCAGUGGGCUUCGUUGAGACUGCCAACGCGCAGGUUGCCCAGGAGGCCCUCGUGCGAGACGCUGCCCUUCGGGACGAACUUCGCGGCUACGAGGUCUCGCUCGAGGAGUCUGCCGCCGCGGAUGCCGUGGCCCAGCGGGCCCGUGCCGCGGAGGAGAUCGCCGCGCACUUCCGGGCGGUCUGCCAGCACGAGGCGAGGCUCGAGAUCGACGCCCGGGACAGAGCCUUCACGGAGCUCGGGGAGAAGGUCGAGCGUGACGCGGCGGAGAACUACUUGGCUGUCCGGGCUGAGGCGCAGCGCGAGGUGCUCGUGGCCAGGCAGGCGGUGGACCAGCAGGUCGCCGCCCUGCAGGGCGAGGUCGCCAUAGCUAGCGCCAGCGCUGCCAGGGCCGAGGGCAUGCAGCAGGCAGAGGUUGCGGCUGCUCGCGACGGAUUCCGUCGACUUCGACACCAGCAAGAGGUCGGCGACGCGGAGAUCGUCCAGUUCAAGAGGGAAGUUGACGAACUGAGCGACGAGCUCGACACGCGGAACCACGAGCUGGAGCUUUGGAGUGAGCAGGGCUUGGAUGCCCAGGCCAGGUUCGAUUCCGAGGCCGAGCAGCUCCGCGAAGCCAACGAGCACAUGCUGGAGUUCUCGAGUCAGGCGAAUACCUACAUCGAGGGGCUCGCGGGGGUCAUCGAGAACUUGGAGGAUUCUCUGGCCGCCGAGACCAGGAUGCGGGGCGAGGAGUCCGCACUAGCCGAGAGACGGGGGCUUGAACUACGACGUGAAGCAGAGAUUGCCAGAGCGGCUGCUGUUCGACCGGGGCUUCCGCAGCUGGUGGUCCCAGGAUCCGCCGCCUCGCUUGGAGCUGCCGCUCUUGCAGCUGUUCCUGCAGCCGGCGGAGGCGGAUGCCCAGCGCGGGCUGCUGUCCCAGCCGGGGCCCUUGCUGCUCCCUUUGACCGCCGGGUCGUGUCCGCGAUUACGGCCGGGGGCUAUCGGAUUGGCGAUGGUACGGCGCGGGCCGGUCCGUCGACGGCGCCGCCUGCGGCGCCGAUUUCGCUCGUGACCCCGGACCCGGCACGACGAGCAGGGCUGCCAACGAACCCUGCUGCCCCAGUUAUGUUCUCGCUGGAUUCGGACUCGGAGAACGAGGAUGAGGCUUUCAUGCGACGGCGCGCGCCGGUCAAGGAGAUGAAGCUGGAGGCCUUGCCGACGGCCCACGGCCUGCGCAAGUGGGUGAACGACUUGGUAUCGGAGGCGUGCCGGUGCUCCAACAGGUCGAAGACCAGGACACUGAAGUAUCUCAGGGAGGUCUUCUUCGCGACGGACGUCGAGACCCUAGAGACGGAUUUCGGCCUUGGCGUGGGCAGAGAGGUGCAGCUCUACCAGGAGCGGUGCGCCCGCGAGAUCCGCCCGUUCGGCGGCAGGCCUGUGCUAUACAUGAUCCUGAAGCGGUACGAGGUGAACUUUGGCCAGGCGCUCCACGUCGAUCUGUCCACGAUUCAGGCGCUGAAGUUCAGUGGCGAUCUGGAGGCAUAUUUGGACGCCCUCGACUCACGUUUGUCGAUCAUGAUGAAGGAGCCGGAUGAGGCACUAUUGUUGGCAAUCGUCGUGCCAGAGCUCCGGCAGUGCCCAGACUUGGCUCUCGAGUUCCAGAUCUUCGACAGGGCCACGCCUGGCAGCAACGAGCAGACCUUCAAGUACCUCUACGACGCUGCAAGGGCGCUCUGCGCCCGCAAGCGCCAGCAGAAGACGGCGGACAACCUCACGGCGCCGCCGAAGAAGGUGCAGCCGCUCGCCAAGGUGAAGGCCAAAGCCGAGGCGAAGACCAAGGCUGAGCCAAAGGUGAAGGCGGACGCGCGGGCCGGGGCGGCGAACCAGGAACCCAAGCAAUUCCCUUGCGCACUCUGGCGAGCGGGGGCGUGCAAGUUUGACAGAGACUGCAAGUUCAUGCACUAUAAGAAUAAGGUGCGCACGCCCACUGCCGGCUACCCCGCGGGCGCCGUGGUCAAGCUUGGGGGCCAGCCUGGUGAUGAUUGUCGCCACGCGGCGAAACCCUCGGAGUGCCCCUUCGGCGAUCGAUGCAUCUAUCGCCACGGGCCCGACGACAAGAGGGACAUCGAGAAUAUCAUUAAGGAAAAGGCCAGCAAGAAGGGCGGCGGCAAGGGGAAGAAGAAGGUGCUCCUUGCCAGCGCUCCGUGCGUCGGUGCCGGGCUCGACGACUUCACGGGUGAGAUCUGGGCGCUUGACUCCGGGAGCGCGUUGGAUGCGACGGGCCACGUCGCUGGCGCUAAGCCGCAUAAGAUCUCGCAGCCGGGCGCCAUCGACACCGGCAAGGGCGAGUCGCGCAUCGACAGUGCGGUGAUGACCCACCUGGACGAGCUCGGGGAGGAUAUCGAGGUGUGGUGUGACAGGGAUUACGUGCCGCACCUCGUCACGUCAUCGAGGCCGGCGGGCCCUGCUGCCCGGAAGGUGCUGGUCGGGACUGCGACCGGAGACGGAUCUGAGGGUCCGCCCACGCCGCCGACGGAGUUGGCCACGCUACCGACCGAGCUGGCCGACGUCGCAGCGCUGUCCCCAGAGCCCGAGGAGAUCGCCGGGAUGGAUCGGGAAGAGCCCCCGCUGUUCGAGCAGUUCUUCGAGUCGCCGAUUCCCGAACAUGACGUUGCGGCAGUCGCUGGAGAGCUUGGCGCGCCGCUUGUCGAGCAGGAGUCGGUUGGGGACGUCGUGCGAGUGUUGGAGGGGGGCUUGACGGACUUUGACGCGGAUGCCAUGUCCGACCCUACGGUGUUCCAGAAGAUCGAGGUUUCGGAGUCGCCCGACGAGGUCGUUCUCGACUCGGGGGCGGCACACCUGACGAUCGAGCACCUGUCGCGCCACACCCCUUCGAUGCCAGACGCCUGCCCGGGCUGCAGGGCCGGCAAGCAUUGCAAGCCCCACUCGCGACGGCGAGACCCUGCUUCCAGGGGGAUCGCGAUUCAAGCUCCUGAUGCGGAAGAGCGCCCAUUCGGAGCCUGCGUCCACUUGGACCACGCCGUCAUGCCUCACGGCAGCCCCGCGGCGGAGGUCGCCAAGGUCAGCCUGAACAUGCUCGACGAGAGGACCCAGUACGGCGGCGUGUUCCCGAGCUCGAGCAGGAAGGCGGAGGUCGUCAUUGCAGCACACCACCUCUUCGACGACGUCUCCCCGCAGAUCAGGCGCUGGUGGACGGACAACGCCCCGGAGUUCAAGACGGCAAGCCGGAAGUUUCGGGAGCUCCACCCUUUCGCGCAUUUCUGCUCCAUUCCUCACGUGCCACAGUCGAAUGGCAUCAUCGAGAGGUUCAACCGGACGCUGCUGGAGGGUGCUCUCGCGCUGCUCGCGAUGGCGGCUUUUCCCGUCACCUGGUGGCCGCUAGCGCUGACGAUGUGGUGCAUGAUGCACAACGGCUUCAAGAUCGGCAAGGACGGCUUCACCCCAUAUUUUCGACGUUUCGGCCGCCAUCCUGAGUUCCGGCAGUACCCCUUCGGCGCUCUCGUAUUUGUGGCGCCGCGGGAGAAGGGAGUCAAGCAGCCCAAGUGGCAGGAAAAGAUGCUACCCUACGUGCUUGUCGGCAUCGGGAUUGGCCCUUGCUUCGACUGGAACAAGACGUACGCCGUCGUCCCUCUCCGCAGGCUGCUGGGCGAUUAUCGGCCAUCGCGGUCAUCUAUUAGAUAUUCUGCCGAGGUCUUCUUCCCCGAGCGCGUCACCUUCCCAGCGAAGCAACGUCUUCGCCUUGCAGGGGCGGCCAGGGACGACGCCUUCCCUGCCCCGGCGGUCUGCGAUGAGAAGGGGGCUUGGGACAUUGAGGAGUCGGACCACAGCGCUGGCUCAGGCAACGAGUGCGACGGCGAGCUCGCGGAGAAUGCGCCCAAGCUGGUGCCGGGCAACUUCGUCGAAGACAUUGUGCUGGGCCCCGAGAACCUGGCCGACUCCGGCGGCGACCAAGAUGACUGGCUUGGAGCUGAUGCCAAGUUUAUCGCUGAAGAUGUUCUCGCCGGCAUGGGGCCGGAGCCGGAGCCCCUCGACGAGGCCGAGGUCAAGGCUGCAGGGGGGCGCCCGCCGACCGGCUGGAGAAUCGACACGUUCGGCAGCCGAGCGGUCUCUGUCCCGCCAUGGUCGCGGAGGCCUCCCACCGUCUACCCGGAGGCGUGGGUCAUGAUGAGCAAGGGGGACCAGAACAAGCUGAGGGACGAGUGGAAGGAGAAGGAUCCAGAUGGAUUCAAGAAGCAGGUACCCCUCAGGAGCCGGCGGCGGCACGGUCCGGGGGUGGGGGACCCCGGCCGCCUGGGGCAGCACGGGCAGCGGAUGCCGCCCAACAGCCUGACCAACAACCAGAAGCAGUUCCAGCACCUGGGAGUCCAGCGCCGGUGCUUUCGGCAGUGCAUCGGGACGUGCGGCGCGCUGCGUGCUGAUCUUCUCAAGUGCGCCAGGGCGAAGAUUCGUUCGGGCGCCUUCACUGCCAUUUUUCUUGAAAUUAAUUGCGAAAUGGACUCAGUACUAUCUCAAGGAGUUGUUCCAGGUACCCUGGCUAUCCGCCUGGCCGAGGAGACCGACCUUACAUUGAAGGAGACCCGCCGUGCUCUACAUGGUGUGGUCCGGGAGGCCUACCUCAAUGGGUGUGCAAUUUACGUCUGGGCGUCGACGCCGAGCACGGCCGGGAGCCCGAGGCAGCACGUCGACGCUGGGCCUGGCGGUGCCUGUGGUGACGUGGAUCUUUCUGACAAGCUCAUACAGACCACCAUUUCCAUUUGCAGGCACGCGGCGAGAUACGGUGGCUGGAUUUUCUGGGAGCGGCCUCCUACGUCCAAAUUCUGGCACCGCCAGGACGUCAUCGACUUCGCGCAGUACCUCGACGCUGGCAGCCGGGACGUCUCGACCGCAGCGCUCGGGAUGAAGUUUGUCGUGAAGCGCGGCGGCCAGGAGAUCGAGCAAUAUCUCAAGCAGAAGUGGAGGAUCAUGUCGAACCACGCGGAUUUUCUUCGACGAUUGGAGCCGUACCAGGACGUUCCGGACCUCCCCGAGGACAGCUUCAUCGAGUGCACGGGCAAGAUCGCCAAGGACAGCGCCAACUACACGCGGGAGCUGGCGGAGGUUUUUUGGAGCAUCGUCAAGGUUGUGCCCAGCCUAGACCACCGCGAUGACGGGGUUGAUGCAGAGCCGCCUGUGUGGUCGUGCUUGAUUACGCGGAAGAUCAAUCUGAAGUCAGCCGAGGCUCGAUCCGAAGCCGCCCUGAAGGCCAUCGAAAAGGAGCUGGCUGGCCAUCGGAGCCGGCAGACUUGGUCCGAGACGGAGGUUCGGGAGUACAAGGACCUGAUGAAGGACCCAACGAUUCCGGAAGUCUUGCACGGCCGCGUCUUCGGCAUCAUGGGCGAGAAGAACGCCGAGGGCGACGACGCCUCGAUCAAGUUCCGGGCGGUCUUCCAGGGCAGCCAGGUGAGGACAAAAACGGGCGUCGACGCCGUCGACCUGUACCAGGAGGUUUCGAGCAGCCCGGUGAGCUUCGCAGCGGUGCGCUGCACUCUUGCGAUCGCCGUGCUGCUUCAGCUCCAGGUGUCGGUUUGCGACGCCCUGCAGGCGUACCUUCAGGCAUCGAUCAGCGGGCCAGGACGAGUUCCCGCGUGGGUCGAGAUCCCACGGGAGUGGUGGCCGUCGAGCUGGUACCACAACGGGGACCGGUCUCGCCCCAGGUUCGUUCGACCGGUAUGCCUUCUGCUCCGAGCUCUUUACGGGCAUCCGGAAGCAGGCGCACUCUGGGAGCACCUGUUCGAGGGCAUCCUGAAGGCAUUGCACUGGAAGCCGGUGGCUUCCUGGCCUGGGGUCUUCCUUCACCCGGACGGUAGCAUUCUCAACGUGUGCGUCGACGACGUGCUCCUG
Molecule: messenger RNA, 6162 nt
Organism: Prorocentrum cordatum
Lineage: Eukaryota; Dinophyceae; Prorocentrales; Prorocentraceae
Source: the annotation of a GenBank genome assembly